GGCUGUACUGUGUUAAAUGGGAGGAAACGCCUCUGAAGUGCAGUUCCACAAACCCUCCAGUGUGAAGUGAAGCCGAUGACUCGAGUUCAUCCCUGGUUCACCCUUGGUUCACCUACUUCCCCUGACCCAGCACCCUGCGCAGCCAGCGGCCUCCAUUUUGCCUGAUCCCGAGCCGUCCUCACGUGUCCUGGGCUGUCUCUCUCACAUGACCCGAGUGUUUGUUCCCGUGAUCAGCGCCUCCAUCUCCGUCUGUGUCACCGAAGAUCACUUUUUAUUCUCACCCUGAUGGAUAUGCUCGAACAGAGUCUGGACAACACAAGGCAAAAUAAACACGAAGAAGAGAUUGUCCAGGCUGAAGAGGGAACAAGAGACGAGUCUUCUGGUGUAACAAUAGCCAGUGCUCCACAGGGUGCUGCUUUUGGUGACCAGAACCUACAAUAUCAGUUUCGUACUGAAGGUGCGCAGGUAACUUACCGCGUUGUCCAAGUGACAGAUCAGCACCUCGAGGGCAGAGAUGAGGGAGGAGGAGCAGUGAGCGUGGUGUCUACAGCGGCUUUCUCUGGAACUCCUCAGGCAGUUGCUCAGGCUGUGAUCCAGAACCCUUUUAGUAAUGGAGGCAGCCCGGCGGGGGAGGCAGUGGGAGGAGGGGAGACGCGCUUCGCUUACUUCCCCGCGACGGCAGUGAGUGACGGGACGGUGUCUGUGCAGGCGGCCUCAGACCCCACACUCACACAGGCAGGGGGGCAGUUCUAUGUUAUGAUGACCCCCCCUGACAUCAUACAGGCAGGUGCACAACGAAGCCUCGCUCCCCGGACACAGCCAUUUCCUGCGAAAAUGGACGGACCCCGCACGCCACGAGAUGAAAGGAGGAGAGCGCAACAUAAUGAAGUUGAAAGACGGAGGAGAGACAAAAUUAACAACUGGAUCGUGACUUUGUCCAAGAUCAUCCCGGACUGCAACAUGGACAGCACGAAGACGGGAGCUAGCAAAGGGGGCAUCCUGUCCAAAGCCUGCGACUACAUCCGAGAGCUGAGGCAGAGCAACCAGCAUCUGCAGGAGGCUCUGAAGGAGGUAGAGAGGAUACAGGUGGACAACGAGCUAUGCAGACAGCAGAUCGAGGAGCUGAAGAACGAGAACGCUUUGCUGCGCGCACAGCUCCAGCAGCACGGCAUUGAGCUAGUGGGAGAGACGCCUCCUCAGUGAAACAAAGAGAGAGAGGGAGAGAGAGUGAGAGAGAAGGACACUUAACACGCUGGUGACGGCGCGUCAUCGGACUCUCUGAAGAAUGCCUGUCUUUGGACUAAACGCAUCCUUCCUCGGGUUCACGGAGAACCCUUCAGCGGCCCAUUGCGGCUGCACCUGACUGCUUCAAUCUUGUUGAGAUAACCACCCGUUACAACCAGACAAGUGCUUCAAGAAACUGCCCACUCCCUCCGCAGGAGAUCUGCUCUGUGACUGUGACUCUGACCAACUCCACUUUAUUUAUGUAGCCUUUUUAUGGACUACAAUUUUGUCAUUUCAUUUUCCCUACGUCUGUACCCGCCCUCAUAAUUAAUUUGGACUUAGUUCAGGCUUUAUUUUGUGUUUUGAAUUCAGUAUUAUUUAACCACUUUAAUUUAUUAGUCCGCUUGCUCUAAUGGAGACCGGGUACGGCUUGGUUCACAGAAGGCUUAAUAAUGUAGCGCACCCUGUUUUCUCCCAAAGACUAAAAAAAGCCACGCUAAAGUCUACUUUGACAAAUAUUUAUGCAAAUGACUCUUCAUGUUUUACAAAUACAUGGCCAAUCAGCACCACUUCAAGUCAACAGUAACUUUUUGUAGUAAAAGCGAGUGCAAUGUAGGAGUGGUAUACUUGAAUUUUGGGGCAUUCGUUCAAACCGAGAUGAUGAAAAAGAAUCAACAAAAAUCACUUUGAAGGAUCCAGCUGGAGAAAGUGCAGAAUACUAUUUAAUAAAAAAUAAUGGGGUACAUUGUAACUUAUGCCAAACUACAAAAGGCUCUGAUUUUACCCACGUCUCAGAAUGUGUAAAAAUCGUUAUUCACUCUGUUCUAUUUUGGUGUGGCGUCACUUCAAUUGGAGCAAGAACAUACGGAAAGGAGGAGGCACCCUGCGGAGAAACUCAAGGAGACUUGGAAUGAAAAAGGUGGCGUAGCGGAGUUAAAACUGGCAGUAUGACUUCUUAUUUUUCUUGGUGAACCCAUUGCAAGAAAGGCUAUAUUAACUUUGCGUACAAUUUCUGUGAAUGAACGUGAUGUAGUGCCCUGCUUGCGGCGAAGCGACAGCAGAAGAGAUAUAUUAAACUUGUUGCGUUUUGUUUCAAUCACACAAGUUUAAGCAAUGCUGCAUUAUUAGUCUCUUGACAUCUCCAAAGCUCUGAAUCCUCCGUUCUUGCGAUGUCAUGAAGCAGUAGUUUUCAAAUUAACAGCUACCUCUUACCUAUUGUUCAGUAGAUUGGUAUUUCCAGGGAUGAAAUGGUUCCAAAUAAUUCUGGUGAAGGUGUAUCAAGUUUAAAAACACAGUGGAGCACUUCUUGUAUUAUCACAUGAUAUCACAAGGUGGUUUUGUGGUGGUUUUUGUACCCUGCUUGCGGCAACUCGUCAGUGGAAGAGAGAUAUCAAACUUAUUAACCGCCGUAUCUACAGCUCAGGAUCCAGGCAAAACCAACCUCCCUUUGGCAAAAAAGCAAAAAAAAAAAGAGGAGACAGCUAUCCUAUUUGAAUAUCUGUAAGUUAGCAGCUCAUGUUUCUAGCGGCUGUUCUGCCACUACAGCGAGAUUCAAGCGAGAUACUGUGGGUGCGCGUGUCUGAUCUAUCAAGAAGAGGCUGCUAGCCAAAACUCCAACCCAUAGAUGUGUUUUUCAGUUUUUUUUUCUCCCCUCCUCGCUAAGAGAAAAGCACAGACUCUGAAUGUGAAAAUGUGAGAAAACAUUGCUAUAUAGAAGAUUUAUGUUGAGACAUAGGUCAUUCGUGGCUAAUUUUUUUUGUUUUUUUGUUUUUUUCUUCAAGUGGUGAAACAACAAAUGACUCCUCUUCACUUUGUAGCAGCCUCGCUCUUCUCAGGUUAGAUUGUAAAGACACCUUUUCUAUGUAAAAUGGUGAAGAAGAAUAAAACAAUCUCUUGCUAUAAAA
Boleophthalmus pectinirostris (great blue-spotted mudskipper) is the source of this 3128-nucleotide messenger RNA. Its product is annotated as upstream stimulatory factor 2. Gene Ontology annotation, biological process: regulation of transcription by RNA polymerase II. Gene Ontology annotation, molecular function: protein dimerization activity; DNA-binding transcription factor activity, RNA polymerase II-specific; RNA polymerase II cis-regulatory region sequence-specific DNA binding. The record is from RefSeq and is a predicted model, not a curated record. NCBI's taxonomy places the organism in Eukaryota, Metazoa, Chordata, Actinopteri, Gobiiformes, Gobiidae. The transcript is spliced from 10 exons. The coding region runs from base 286 to 1203 and encodes 305 amino acids.